UUAAACAACAACAACAACAACAACAAAAGUGAUAAAUAUCUAUGUAUUUGUGUUAUGUGUCUAUCAUUUAUAAUUAACUACUACUACUACUACUACUACUACUAUAUGUGCGCUUAUGUAUCACGAGAUGCAAUGGGAUUUUAGGCCAAAGUUUGUUGAACACAGUAGCUAUCAAAUUAACUCUUCCGCCUACGACCUAAGCACCGGUAGUAACAACAACGGCAACAAUGAUUAUAAUAGCCAUAAAAACACCGGUAUUAACAGCAGUGGUGGUGGCGGCGGUUGUGGCGGCGGUAAUGGCAUCGGUAACGGUAGUACAUGCAAUGAUGACAACCAAUCGGACCGAUGCUGUCCCGAUUGUCCUAUAGAACCGACGGCCAACUAUUGUAAAAUUGUAUUCAAAAUAACGAUAGUAUUUCUGAGUUUUGCCGGCUUUCUCUAUCAGGCGACCGAUAUCUGUACACAUUAUUUCAGUUAUAGGACAGUCGUCUAUACGAAUACGGAACAGGAGUCGAUCAUCGAUCUACCGUCGCUGACGUUUUGUUUGCCCACUUAUUUUACUAAACAAAAACUGGUCGAUCUAUACGGUCAGCAUAUUAGCCGCUCAAUGGAUGAGGCCAUACACUAUAACCGAUCGAUGAAGUCGGCCAUUGAACCGCUUAUAUACGAUUCGUUUCAUAGACAAGCCUUCAAAGAUCUCAACGCCGACCAGAUAUUGGAAAACAGUAUCAAAAGUGUUAACACUAUUGAAUGCCGGCUCUACUAUCCGCCCCUCAAUUGGCUUAACCUAACCCAUCAUCAACUAUACGAGAUUAUCCAAUACGGCAUUCCCUGCGAGGAUGUGGCGGAUAUUAUCGAAAGUAUUAAUGCAAACGGAAAAUGUUUUACAUUUUUCAGUCAACUCAUGUCCUACGAUAAUAGCGAAUCGUUUAAGAUAUCCGUGAAUAGAGGCUAUCGAUUUCACUCAGGUCGCUUUAUGAAACUGCAGAUCCAAUUCAAUCGGGAUGAAUACUCGGCCAUAUCGGAUGGCCAACAGCGGGAGUGCAUACAAGUUCAUCCGCCAUUCAAGAUACCGUCGGAGGCCUGUCUACACUCCAUACAGCCGGGUAUGAGCUACGAUGUUGUGAUAACCAAAACCAAAGCCAUACUACAGCCGCCGCCCUACCAGACCGACUGCUAUUCCUAUCAUAUUACUCGGGACAGCGACUACAUGAGCCGAUCGGAUUGCAUCGAUAAAUGUAUGCUUCGGAUAUAUGAAGAAAAAUGCAAAUGUUUGCCAAUACAUAUAACCAUUUGGCGAACCAAUGCUAACCUGAAUCUAUCGAUUUGUAAUUACGAUGAUUUUGAAUCGAUAGCCGAGUGCUUACAGCAAGAGCUCAGCAAUAAUUGUUACGAUAGGUGUCGACCUGAUUGUAUAGAUAGACACUAUCACAUUGAAGUCGAGAGCCGUACGUAUCCGUCGGACGAGCAGAUUAUGCGGGCCAUCGGCGGCGACGGCGAACGGCUAAUCAAUAUGCGCCGAUCGGCCGCUACAAUCAAUAUCUGGAGCAACUACCUGAGCGACGUAACCUAUGUCCAUACGCCGGCCAUGUCGCUCAUCCAGUUGGUCUGCUAUCUGGGCGGUCUGGCCGGCCUAUGGCUGGGCGUAUCCGUUAUGACCGUAUCCGGUUGGUUGGCCCAACUCUAUCCGUUUCUACAGAAAUGGAAAGGCCGUCAGCAGCACCUGUUCCUACACUGUAGGCGCCAUUUGCCAGUCGGUAAUGUGACAAAGAUAUCGCCCGACGAUCACCUGCUCCUCAAUCCUACCGAUAAUAAUAAUCAUACAAAAUGA
This is a messenger RNA of Oppia nitens, 1831 nucleotides long. RefSeq lists its product as uncharacterized. The record is from RefSeq and is a predicted model, not a curated record. Gene Ontology annotation, molecular function: ligand-gated sodium channel activity. NCBI's taxonomy places the organism in Eukaryota, Metazoa, Arthropoda, Arachnida, Sarcoptiformes, Oppiidae. The coding region runs from base 116 to 1831 and encodes 571 amino acids. Gene Ontology annotation, cellular component: membrane. Gene Ontology annotation, biological process: sodium ion transmembrane transport. The transcript has 5 exons.